Octopus sinensis (East Asian common octopus) is the source of this 1155-nucleotide messenger RNA. Its product is annotated as zinc finger protein 25-like. Gene Ontology annotation, molecular function: RNA polymerase II cis-regulatory region sequence-specific DNA binding; DNA-binding transcription factor activity, RNA polymerase II-specific. Lineage: Eukaryota; Metazoa; Mollusca; Cephalopoda; Octopoda; Octopodidae. The transcript has 2 exons. The record is from RefSeq and is a predicted model, not a curated record. Gene Ontology annotation, biological process: regulation of transcription by RNA polymerase II. The coding region runs from base 151 to 621 and encodes 156 amino acids. Gene Ontology annotation, cellular component: nucleus.
AGUUAAAGCAAUUAAGAAGGCAGUUUGCAGCAUCUUCAGAUAUUAACAAAGAACACUUUUCAUGGAGAUAUAUCAGUAGAAAUAUUUGUUCAGAGCAAUAUACGAGAAGAAGGAAAACCUUUGUGACCUGUGACAAGAGAAAGGAACAUUAUGGAAAAUGAAUUAUUUAGGAGUGAAGUUGAAUGUAAAAGAGAGUCUGAAGAAAUUGAUUUUUCUGAUGAGGAAAAGAAUGAAAAGGGCAAAACAUCAUUUGAUUGUGAUAUCUGUGGCAAGUUGUUCUCUCGGAAAGCUAAGUUAGUCAUUCACGAACGUACUCAUACAGGAGAAAAACCAUAUCACUGUGAUAUCUGUGGUAAAUCAUUCGCUCAGAAAGGUAACUUGACUACUCACCAACGUAUUCAUACAGGAGGGAAGCCAUAUCGCUCUGAUAUCUGUGGUAAGUCAUUGUCACAAGAUAGUGAUUUAACAAGACAUAAGCAGAUUCAUUCAAGAGGAAAAUAUUUAUACUGUGACAUCUGUGGUAAAUCAUUCUUGCGGAAAGAUAACUUAGUCAUCCACCAACGUAUUCAUACAGGUGAGAAGCCAUAUCAUUGUGACAUUUGGCAAAUGAUUUACUCAUAAAAGCAGCUUAACUUCUAACAAGAGCAUUCAUAUGACAGACAAACCGCUCCAGUGGUCUGUCAUCGUUGUUUUCCUCUCCAUUUUUGCCAUUCUCUCAUGGGUCAGAAGGAAUUUGUUGAGGUGAAUUUUUGCUGUCCAGAUGCUCUUCCUGUUGCCAACCUUCACCUGUUUCAAACUAAAAUAUUUCCCCGUGACCUGACAUGUUUUUGUGGCAGAUUGGCGAUGGACAUUGCUUGCAUGGCAGUGACACCCACAACUAUCACACAGUCUCAAGGCAAGGAUAUAGUAACACGCACACACACAUUCAUAAGCCCCUCACACUUCUAUGAAACAUCCCCCUCUAUCCUCUGUACCACUAAUAUUCCCCCACCACCACUACCUUUUGUGUAUGUCCUCAUACAUCUCCAUCACCAUCCAUUUCUCUCUAUAUAUCUAUCAUUCUCUCCUUUCUUUUCCUACUGGAAUCGUCAGGUUUCUCCUCUAUAGUAAGACACUCGUCUUUCUCCUGCUGUUAUACAUCAACCUCCCAACUGA